GUAUCAACCGUAGCAGUUGAACGAGAAUUCAGUGCUGGCGGCAACAUUCUAACCGACUACCGAAGUUGUCUUAACGCUGAAUCUCUUGAAACACUGGUUUGCAACCAAGAUUGGCUCUUGGCAAGACGUCGGGCUCAAGAGUCAUCGUACCAACUCGAAUCGGAGCAUUACAUGAAUGCAACCACAGAUGGAAGUCCGAGUUCUGAAGAAUAAGUUAUAAAUUUUUUUUAUGUUAAUGUAAAUAUGUAAUUAGUUUUUUUAGAGCCUCUCACUCCACUCUUUUCCAAUCGAUUAAAGCUCAAUUGCCGUUUCUAGCUACUUUCUGGCUAAUAAACAGUCCCGCCACCAGUUUGCAUCCUUUUUUGGAGGGAGUUCUUAUUUCUUACACCAUUUUUAAUUCCAGCCAGCAAUCCGUUCCAGUCCCUACUCUAUCAAUCUCGCUCAGGCCAGCCAAUGGAUGAUGGCGGCGCUUGGUGCGAUCGUUGAAACGAGCAACCGAUCCCUCCUGCUCAACGCACUCCUCUCGAACUGGAAAUGUGGAAUCCAAUGCCGCCGCCGCUGCAGCGGCCAUUCCUCUCUAAAUCCAUGUACUAGAUCGGUACUCUCCUCUCAGUCUCGGUUCAUGGCCUUCUUCUUCUCUCUGCGCAACCCUAAUUCUCGGUUAUCAGCUUCCCCUGUGCCUCCAAUGUCUAAUGGCAGGCCAAAUUCGAACGGACUGGUUCAUCAUAUGCGUCCAAUUCCAAGUCGGAAUCCAAAUCCAAAUGGAAGGGCAUCAUCUAAGACUAUAAUCUCUCGUCAGUUCACUGUGAACGCCUCUUCCAGUUCGCACUCUCUUCCAGGUGUUGAUGGUGUGAUGAUGGACUAUAUACGCGGUCGAUCCAGAGCCACUCUGGUUGCCCAUAGUCUGUGGAGGCAUAUUGUUCAGAAAGGGGACACAGUGAUUGAUGCCACUUGUGGAAAUGGUAACGAUACUCUGGCAUUAUUGAAAAUGGUUGCCGAUGACACACGGAGAGGCCGUGUAUAUGGAAUGGAUGUUCAGAAAGUUGCUUUGCAGAAUACAUCUCUUUUACUAGAUCAAUCUGUUAACCCCGAAGAUAAAGAACUUGUUGAGCUGUUUUGCCUGUGUCAUAGUCACAUGGGAGAUGUGAUUCCUGAUGGUGUAAAAGUAAGGCUAGUUGCAUUCAACUUGGGCUACUUACCAGGGGCAGACAAAAACAUCAUUACCAAGUCAGAAACAACAUUACUCGCAAUAGAGGCUGCGAGGAAAAUCCUAAUGCCCGGAGGACUCAUCAGUAUAGUGGCGUAUGUUGGCCACUCUGGAGGAAGGGAAGAAUUUGAGAAGAUUGAAGAAUCCACUUCCAGAUUACCAUUCAAAAGUUGGAAUUGUUGCAAACUCCAGAUGUUAAACAGACCAUUAGCACCUGUACUUGUGUUUCUAUUUAAAAAAUGAAUAGUUCAAAUAUGAGAAUUAACAGGGGAUCUCUCUUGCAGGCAAUCAAGUUGACCAGAAACUUGUUUUGACUAGAUGGACAUUUUAUUUGAUGAGGGAAUAUAACUCUAUUUUGUACAUAUCAUUUUUAAUUUGAGUUCUCUGUCAAUGAAUAUUUUGGCUCUUA
This is a messenger RNA of Cuscuta campestris, 1616 nucleotides long. Lineage: Eukaryota; Viridiplantae; Streptophyta; Magnoliopsida; Solanales; Convolvulaceae. The record is from the annotation of a GenBank genome assembly.